CCUAACAGGACUCGACCCUUCCCCAGGACCCUUCCCCAGCAAAUCGGCUGAGGCCAUAGCCAUUACCUCACCAACUGCCCCCAGGCCCCAAUAAAACCUUUGUCCUUUUGAAACUCGCUCUCUUUCCCUGGUAUCUCACCGCUGCGUCGGUGCAGGUAGGGGAUUGAGCUCGAGCUAGCUCGAAUAAAGGCCCUUUGCUUUUGCAUCGGACUCGGCUCCCUAGUGGUCUUUGGGGAUCACGAAUUCUGGGCAUAACAUUUGGGGGCUCGUCCGGGAUCCCCAAGAACCCCGAGGGACCCCCGACCCGGAGAGCCUGACUGGCCACGGUUAGUGUCUGUUUGUUCUGUCUUUUCUGUGUGAGCUCAUUUCUGGAAUUCUGGUAGUGCCCGACGCAGUCUAAGUGGACGCACUGGAGGACCACGGGCCGGGAGUUUCGGAAGACGUUCCGAUUCUCCCUUCUGGAGGGACGUGGAAUCCCCUCAAAGGUCUAAGCUAGCUUGCAGUUUUGCUUCCAUGGAGUUGGAAGACUUUCUAGGGGCCCUCUGUUUGUCUGUUUUUGUGUUUCUCUGUUUUGUUCUGUGGACUUGCUGGACUGACGUUAUGGGACAGACUCAGACUACUCCUCUAAGUAUUAUGAUUGAUCACUUUAAGGAUGUGAGGGGAAGAGCUAACAACCUCAGUGUGGAAGUCCAAAAGGGUCGGUUGCAGUUUUUUUGUUCUAGCGAGUGGCCAACUUUCAAUGUCGGAUGGCCACCAGAGGGGACCUUCGACCUCCCUACCAUCCACCGAGUCAGGAGUAUCAUCUCUCAGCCUAAGGCGGGCCAUCUUGAUCAGCUCCCUUACAUUAUCAUUUGGCAGGACCUUGUAGAAGACCCACCCUCUUGGCUUAAGCCCUUCCUAACCCUGCUCCCUCCGGAGCCAAAACCCAUUCUUGCUUUGCAGGAGACAGAGAAGAGGAAAAGUCUUACCCAGCCUUCAGCACCCCUCUACCCUGUCCUACAGAGGGGUACUGAAGAAGAAUUAAUUUUUCCUCCCCCGUAUAACCCCUCUAGGAUGCCGGAAGAACACCAUCCUCCCCCUCCGGGGGAGGCAGACGCUGUUCUGAGAGCGGGAGGCGGAAACGCUCCAGGGGGAAGCCCUCCCUUUACCAGACAAAGGGCUCAGAGGGAGCAAUCCGCCUCCGCCGACUCCACUAUUCUGCCCCUGCGAGCCACCGGACCCCCAGACGCGGAGGGGAAUCAGCCCCAUCACUAUUGGCCUUUCGCCACUAGUGACCUCUACAAUUGGAAAGCUCAGAAUCCUAAGUUUUCCGAGAAACCGGCAGGGCUUAUUGAUUUAUUAGACUCUGUUCUUUUUACCCAUCAGCCCACGUGGGAUGAUUGCCAGCAGCUUUUGCAGGUCCUGUUCACGACUGAAGAAAGAGAAAGAAUCCUCAGUGGGGCCCGAAAACUAGUUCCAGGCGCAGACGGGAAUCCCACCACCAACCAGGCUCAGAUAGAUGCCUCCUUCCCCUUAACUCAGCCCCAGUGGGAUUUCAACACGGCAGAAGGUAAGGAGAGGCUCCGGGUCUACCGCCAGACUCUAAUGGGGGGUCUCCGAAUGGCUACUAGAAAGCCAACCAAUUUGGCCAAGGUAGGAAAUGUACAACAGGGAAAAGAUGAAUCUCCGGCUGCCUUUUUAGAACGGAUCAUGGAGGCAUUCUGUACCUACACCCCCAUGGAUCCAGAGGCUCCGGAAAGCAAGGCAGCUGUUCUCAUGGCCUUUGUAAACCAAUCGGCCAUAGACAUUAGGAGAAAAUUACAGAAAAUAGAUAGACUAGGAGAAAAAAGUCUGCAGGACUUACUGGUGGUAGCCGAAAAGGUAUAUAAUAACCGGGAGCCUCCUGAGGACAAGCAGGCUCGCGCCAUGGCGGCUGCCAGCAGUAAGCAGACUCGGGACCUGGCCAGAAUACUACUAGCUACCACUGCUGACUUCCCCGAGGAACGAGACCGCCGUCUCCGGCAGCUGGCAGAUGACACAAGAAAAGGUAAAAGCACCACCAAGGGGGGGAAGCAGAGGCUGCAGAAGGAUCAGUGCGCAUACUGCAAGGAGAUAGGGCAUUGGGCCCGAGAUUGUCCAAAAAGAGCUGGCGGGAAGGGAAGCAAGACUGAUCGAGUAAAAGUCCUAGAGCUGGAUGAACUAAGUGAUUAG
Messenger RNA from Acinonyx jubatus (cheetah), 2190 nucleotides. RefSeq lists its product as uncharacterized. The transcript has 2 exons. Gene Ontology annotation, biological process: virion assembly. NCBI's taxonomy places the organism in Eukaryota, Metazoa, Chordata, Mammalia, Carnivora, Felidae. Gene Ontology annotation, molecular function: nucleic acid binding; zinc ion binding. The record is from RefSeq and is a predicted model, not a curated record. The coding region runs from base 514 to 2190 and encodes 558 amino acids.